AGCCAAGACUUAAUUGCAUUAUAUUUAGAUAAAAAUCAGCUUUUCUAAGGUAUGCGCUUGUACAGAAUAAUAACGGAAGUAUAACACUACGUUGCCAGCAUCAGCAACUCUUGGUUUCACUGGUCAUCUAAUUGAAAGGUGAUUUUUACCAGACUCAAACUUGAGAAGAUCAUUAUAAGACCUGCAAUUUUUAACUUCGCUACAAUUAUCUGUAUGGUAUAUACAGGCACUCUUGCGUAUGUGUUUACUAGAAAAUGUACUGAGCUACAUAAGCAGCGAAUAAGUAGUGGCGUAAAGAUAUAAAUGUGGUAACAGUGGAAAAAUGGAAAAACAGAAGAAAAUGAUCGCUGUGCCAUCUUUAAGCUUUUCUCUAUUUACCUUUUGCGCUAUAAAUCAACGCCGACAACACAUACCGUAUCUACACCACCCCACACUCACCUCGUAUUAAGAUAACAAUAAGGGCGCCGGCGCUCAGUAGUAGGGCAUAUGGGAAAAAAGCGUUCACUUAUCAAAAGCUUUCUUUUCUCACAUCACCGUCGCUCAUCCCACGAUGAAGUUAAAUUGACCGAAGAGCAAACAGCUGCGCUGGCAUCACUGACCCACUAUGCCGAACGCCACUCGUCCAUCAGUUCGCUUAAUCAUUCUGCACUUUACGACAUUCUUGAAGCAAGUGCAUGGGACAGGCAAGCAGCUUUCAAUGAACUUGACGAUUUUUAUGAGGCAGACAGUGGAUUGUUGUGGCCACCACCUCGGAUCGAGACGAAUACUGUGCUGUUCGGUAGCGAAAACGACGCAUAUACGAGCUGUUAUAUCGACGCACUCCUCUUUGCCAUGUUUAUUGGGCUAAGUUCGUUUGAUCCGCUUCUGACAUAUGAUAUUUCGGAUGAAUUCGAAUCAAAGCAACGGCUGCAAACACUACUCCGGUUUUUUGUCAACAAAAUGCGUAAAGGUCAUUUGAUCAAAUCCGAAACGGUUCGAGGCUUGCGAAAGACACUUCAGGGAGCCCAAUGGCGAGGGUGUGACGAGGAUGGCAACUGGAUGCAAGAAGAUGCGAGUGAACUGUUCAUGUUUUUAACAGAAACGUUCGAUCUGCCUUAUCUACCGUUUCAAAUACGACUAUUUCAUGGAGCUGACCGGGACAUGGACGAUGAUCGUGUCAUGACCGACCGUAUCCUCUCGAUCGCCGUACCGCAUGACCGUUCUGCAAAGCUCGAGAAUUUAUUGCUGGAUCACUUUUAUGACAACAUCAUUACUGGGAUUAAGCGUCAAGUGGGCGAUAGUGGUAAUGGUAAUGGUGGUGCUGGUGGUGCUGGUGGUGAAAACAGGUCACCAUCCGACGACGACAAUGGGAUGAGCGACGACGAGUUAUCCAUCACCAAAGGGGCCGAGCAUUCCGAGGGUCAGGUCGAGGUGACAGCAUGGCAAGUGCUGGAACUACUUCCGUUUUACAGCGGCAUGAACGAACAAGGGAACUCGAUCGAGACCCAGGCACCACAAAACUUUCCGGACUGGCAUUUGAUUUUACCCAUUGUUUUAAACCGGUACCGCUAUGAUCAGCGGGGGAAUUCUCACAAGAUCAAGACCAUCAUCGAUAUCCCGCCACAAAUUGAGUUCAACCGUUUUGUGAAUCGUAACACGGAUUACCCAAUCUGUAGGACAUGUGGCCAGAAAGUGGAAUGCGUUAUGCGGCUACAGAGUGCAGUCUGUCAUAAAGGAAGCUCAGUCCAUGCGGGUCACUAUGUUGCUUAUGCAAGAGCGAGUAAUUGUGUUGGCGCUGCAAAUGACCAAGACGACGAGAUAUGGCUCAAACUAGAUGACUUGGAUACGUCAAAACGUGUGCGUACCAUUGCCGGACGACAUAGCACUGUGCAAGCAGAACUUUCGAGAGACGCAUAUGUUUUAUUUUACGAACUUGUCAAGCUAUGUAACCACGACGUUGACACUCCACACAUCAUCAAUAAGCAGCCACAGGACGUUGAUUUCGAUGAAACUAUACCAUCUCCCGAAGAUGACAAGACAUCAGAUACCCGAGCAACGGCAUCAAGCACUGACAUUCAUACUCACAAAAAUAAUACAACCGCAGCAUUAUCAUCUUCAUCAUCAUCCUCUCCAAGUACAGGCAAACUUCCUUGUAAAAUUUUAUAAAUAACAGUAAAAAAGUAAUAAUAGUAAUGU
This is a messenger RNA of Zychaea mexicana, 2175 nucleotides long. RefSeq lists its product as uncharacterized. The transcript is spliced from 4 exons. Gene Ontology annotation, molecular function: cysteine-type deubiquitinase activity; cysteine-type endopeptidase activity. The record is from RefSeq and is a predicted model, not a curated record. NCBI's taxonomy places the organism in Eukaryota, Fungi, Mucoromycota, Mucoromycetes, Mucorales, Lichtheimiaceae. Bases 487 to 2145 code for a protein of 552 amino acids. Gene Ontology annotation, biological process: protein deubiquitination. Gene Ontology annotation, cellular component: cytosol; nucleus.